UUCAAGCUUGCACAUUUAUGAUGUCUCUUCGUCUCUUCUUUUCUCUCUCCAUCCCUGUUUCGUACUGACUCCGUCUUGUCAUCUUUGUUCUGUCUCAUGAUCUCAUGUCAGACAUACGUGCUCAUCUCGUUCAUUAUCUUUGUCUCUCUGGAUCUCACAUUCUUCACUCACGUAUCAUCCCUCUCUCCUCUCCACUCUCUGUUUCGCUGCUCAGUCUCUUGGAUUCCCCUCACUGUAUCCUGCAUUUACCCCCCCUUUCUGCUCACUGCGUCAGGGAUCAGCUACAGACUGAGAGGUCCUGAUCAGUGAUCGACGGUCCUAGUGAACGAACACCACCCUUGGCAAGCUGGCGUCAGCCCCUCCCAGCUGCCUCCAUGUAUCCUGAAUCUACCACAGACUCCCCCGCCCGCCUCUCCCAGAGACAGACCGGCUCCCCUGGCAUGAUCUACAGUGCUCGUUAUGGGAGCCCCAAACGACAGCUACAGUUCUACAGAAACCUUGGGAAGUCUGGCCUGCGGGUGUCCUGCCUUGGAUUAGGGACAUGGGUGACAUUCGGUGGACAGAUCACGGAUGAGAUGGCGGAGCAGCUGAUGACUCUGGCCUAUGAAAAUGGCAUCAAUCUGUUUGACACAGCGGAGGUCUACGCUGCCGGGAAGGCAGAGGUGGUGCUUGGAAACGUCAUAAAGAAGAAAGGAUGGAGACGUUCAAGUCUGGUGAUAACUACAAAGAUCUUCUGGGGUGGAAAAGCAGAAACUGAAAGAGGUCUAUCCCGAAAACACAUUAUAGAAGGUUUAAAAGCCUCCCUAGAAAGACUGCAAUUAGAAUACGUGGAUGUGGUUUUUGCAAACAGACCGGACCCCAACACACCUAUGGAAGAGACUGUUCGAGCAAUGACUCAUGUCAUAAAUCAGGGCAUGGCCAUGUACUGGGGAACCUCCCGCUGGAGCCCCAUGGAAAUAAUGGAGGCGUAUUCGGUUGCACGACAAUUCAACCAGAUUCCCCCCAUCUGUGAGCAGGCUGAGUACCACAUGUUCCAGAGGGAGAAAGUGGAGGUGCAGCUGCCGGAGCUCUUCCAUAAGAUAGGCGUGGGGGCCAUGACGUGGUCUCCGCUGGCCUGCGGGAUCAUCUCAGGGAAAUACGACGGCAGGGUGCCUCCCUACUCCCGGGCAUCUCUGAAGGGCUACCAGUGGUUGAAGGACAAGAUCUUGAGCGAGGAGGGCCGUCGUCAGCAGGCGAAGUUGAAAGAGCUGCAGGCAAUCGCGGAGCGGCUGGGCUGCACUCUGCCCCAACUCGCCAUCGCGUGGUGCCUACGGAACGAGGGGGUGAGCUCUGUCCUUUUAGGGGCGUCCAACACCGACCAGCUCAUGGAGAACAUAGGAGCAAUUCAGGUUCUUCCAAAGCUGUCGUCAUCCAUCACACACGAGGUGGACAGCAUCUUGGGGAACAAGCCGUACAGUAAAAAGGACUACCGCUCUUAGCGUGCGGCACAGCGCCGCGCCGCAGGGCUGCACCCGGCCUGCUGCCGCAGUGCCCCACACCUUUGCCUGAUCCUCUGUUUGCUUGAGCUUUUACUGAGUGAGACCCUGGCGCAUGAGUCUGGCCACACCACGGCCACGCAGGGCACCUCAUUUAGUUACAGGGAUAAGAUAAGAAGAAGGGGGGAGAUUGAGAGAAAAAAUAAGUAAGACCUACACAGGACAAGAUGGGAUUAACAAAGAAAGGCAGAAGCGGAAAAGAAUACGCGCUCAUACGUUAAUCAGUUAUACAUUAAAUCCAGCUAAAAAUAUUUUAAAAUCAUAGAGAAAAAUUAGAAAAGUUUCUUUUAAAAACAAAAACAACAAAAAAAAAAAGCACAUGCUUGCUUGGCAGCCAGGUUUCCUUUCUCUUUUCUUUUUUUAUUUGCUCUUUUUUCUAAAAUGGAAUGCAACUAAGACGAAGUUCAUGUCUGAAUAAACGAUGCUAUCGUUGCACAUGUACCAUAGCCAUGCAUUUGUUCCAGAGACGUUCUGUUUACAAACACUUGUGUACUGUAAAAGUCCGUCGAGGUUACUCAGAAAGUUUGUGUUGUGGAAACUAGCGACGCCCUGGUGGGCCUCAAGAAUCAGCACUUUAGUACUGUCAGUAAAGGGUUGGGAGGGCAGUUAAGGGAGGGAGAGGAUGGCUAUGAACACAGUCCUGUCUCACAACCAUUGCACUAUAAAAUCACAUCGCCUCUUCGAUUCCCUCUCCUCGUCCUCCCUCUGCGUCUUCACUGGCAGUGCGUUUGUCCAGCCUAAUGCUCCCACUCUCCCGCCGUCCCACUGUGGUCGAGAGCUCAACGAGAACGACUGCCGUCUGCCGGAGAAGGUCAAUCAUCUGCCGUGACAGAGCCGAGGAGCUUAGGGUUGCCCGGGCGACUCGUCUGCCACUGAAGAGAUGAGCUGUCAAUAUCAUCCCCAACAGCAGGCGCCGCCGCCGCUGUCGUAGCGCCCUGCUUCACUGUGUUUCCCAAACAGCUGCCUUUGGCUCUUCGGGCUGGGAUUCGGCGGCAACGGGGGGUGGGUGGGGGGGAUAUCGAUCACAUCUCACGGAAACCUCUCCUUGAUCAGGUUUUGUUCAAGAAUUUUUGCCUUAUUUACAGUUACAUCAAACUGUGUUUCGGGCGUUGGUGUAGACGAGCAGGUUGGACAGCUCAGGGAACGCAGCCGGUGGUUUAAGGAGGUCAUAUUUAGUCGUCUUGAGUCUCGCGUGGAUACUGGGGAGGACCAGUGACUUUUUAAGGUGGCUUGAGCCAAAGAUCUUCCUCUUUUUUCUCAUCUCUCUUAGCCAACACACUCCAGCUUUUCACUCACUUCAAUUUCUGCAAGAUUAUUAAAGUAAUCUUGAAGCAUGUGCUGUCCAGCUUAUCUAUUUAUGAUGAUGACUUUACUCCAUAUAUAUCUUUACCUGACCAAGCUCUUAUACCAGUUAACAAAUACGUCUUUCAUAUACAGAAUGCAUAGGAGCGAUAAGGUUUGCGUUUGGCAGCAGACAGCCUGACACAUUAGUAUUACUGCAGAGGUUAGGACGGCGCCCGCAUCAUUCUUUGUCCUUUGGGUGCUCUCUUACUGUGAUUAAAGCACAAGUGGAUAGCAUGCGAUACAUCGUCAGAGCAUGGACCUUCUUCACUCAGCCUCCGGUACCUACGGGACAAGCAAGGUGACGCUUCUCAGCUUACAAACGUGUAGAUAAGGAAUCUUUACAGAUGAUAAAAACCUUGAUUCUUAGCAGAAACAAGUAUUAGUGCAAAUGAGCUGUAGGAGCUUCUCAUCUGAAGUGAGAUUUGUGAGGUUUACAUUCUGCUUCGAUAUUACUCGUAGGUUAUUUUUAAUAGCAGCAAAGUGGUUUAAGGUCUCUGCUCAUGACCUUAUGUGUACACGUGUGUGUGUGUUUGGGGGGACAACUAAACUAAUCCCAUGCUUAAGCCUGUUGUAUUAGUUGAUCCCUGUUUAAAAUGAAUACAUUGUGUCUUGUAUGUUUUGAGUAAAUGGCAAAAGCGGAUGAAGGUGAGGAAAAAAAACAAGCCAACUUCAUUUGUCUGAGUUCUUGUGUCUUGAUAUUUUCAUUUGUAGGGAGCGGAGAAAAAGUCUGAGACUUAAAAUGGACAGCGUAACAUUUUGGAGAAAAAGUGCUUCUUUUAUUUCUUGCUGAAAAUUAAAUUGCGACCUCUGCGAUAUCUGCCUGCUCAAGACGAGCCGAGGCGCAGCUCAGCACAAAGACCAGAACCCGUCUGCAGCCAGACGCACCCGUUCCUCAGUGAAUACUGAAGGACUCGUUUGUUUUCAUCCACACAAAAACAGGGAAAAUAACGAUUCACAGUUUGAAGGAAGUUUUGUUUCGGGUGUGUUUAUGCUGGCAAACGUUGUGUAACAACAUUUGGAUUUUCACUCCUCUUUAAAGUUUGGUGUCCACUGGAGUAGAUGCAAAUUUCCAACAGAAUCCAGCUGCUGCACUUCAGGCCUCAGGCUCCUCAU
This is a messenger RNA of Cololabis saira (Pacific saury), 3992 nucleotides long. RefSeq names its product potassium voltage-gated channel subfamily A regulatory beta subunit 2a (gene kcnab2a). Gene Ontology annotation, biological process: transmembrane transport; regulation of action potential; regulation of potassium ion transmembrane transport. Gene Ontology annotation, cellular component: cytoplasm; voltage-gated potassium channel complex; extrinsic component of cytoplasmic side of plasma membrane. The transcript has 16 exons. NCBI's taxonomy places the organism in Eukaryota, Metazoa, Chordata, Actinopteri, Beloniformes, Belonidae. Bases 375 to 1478 code for a protein of 367 amino acids. The record is from RefSeq and is a predicted model, not a curated record. Gene Ontology annotation, molecular function: transmembrane transporter binding; voltage-gated potassium channel activity; potassium channel regulator activity.